Paramuricea clavata is the source of this 669-nucleotide messenger RNA. The record is from the annotation of a GenBank genome assembly. Lineage: Eukaryota; Metazoa; Cnidaria; Anthozoa; Malacalcyonacea; Plexauridae.
AAGUUUACGAUACUUUACCAAGACGUGUACGCAAAUAAUUCUCAUGUCACCAAGUCAUUCUACGACAAACUACGAAAGCAUUAUAGGAAUGGCGAUUAUAAAAUUAAUAAAAUUGUGGAUGACUUCUUCAAAGAAGUGCUAAAGAGAAUGUAUGUAUAUGUAAAAGGAGGGAAGGCAUCGGAUUUUGAUAUGGACUGCGUUUCAUUGACAUAUUACCAAAUACAGCCAUUUGGAAAAGUCCCAAGAGAGAUAAUUCCUCGGUUAGAAAGAUCCAUCGCUGCAGCUAGAUCAUUGAUCUAUGGUUUAAAAGUUGGAAAUACAGUUGUUGAGAAGCUCAAUAACGAUGGAUGGUUUUCUGACAAAUGUUUGAAAUCUGUUACAAAAAUGAGCCAGUGUUCAAUUUGUGCUGGGUACAGUAAUCUUAAGCCAUGUGCUGGACAUUGUAUCGACGUUUUUACUGAAUGCCUCUCUUCAUUGACUAAAUUGGAACAUGUCUGGGAUGAUUAUCUCUUCUAUUUAACUUUUCUUGGCUCUAAACUUUCCGCAGAAUAUGAUUUUGAUGCGAUCACUAGAGAGUUACCUAACGAUAUAUCCUUUGGAAUCACCAACUGUCGAGAUGCACUUAUACAAAAAAUUAUACCCAAGGUCUGUAAAAUAUUUUUUAUAUAA